Messenger RNA from Papilio machaon (common yellow swallowtail), 1173 nucleotides. RefSeq lists its product as uncharacterized. Gene Ontology annotation, biological process: negative regulation of translation; oogenesis. Gene Ontology annotation, molecular function: zinc ion binding; mRNA binding. The transcript is spliced from 7 exons. Gene Ontology annotation, cellular component: perinuclear region of cytoplasm. The record is from RefSeq and is a predicted model, not a curated record. NCBI's taxonomy places the organism in Eukaryota, Metazoa, Arthropoda, Insecta, Lepidoptera, Papilionidae. Bases 89 to 988 code for a protein of 299 amino acids.
GUGAGCGACGGGUGCUUCCUAGAUAUUUAAAUUUGACGCUCAGUUUUUUUUAAUUCAAUUUUUCUUGUUUAAAUUCAAAAAAUAUAAAAUGCACUACCACAGUGAUUAUAGCAGUGGUAGCGGCACGUCUUUAGAUUCGUACUCGUGGGGUGGCAGUCAGUCGCUGCCGACGCCCCAGAGUAACUUAUCGGCCCUGGACCAGGCGACCCGAGGCAGAUCGGUCAGCUACGCAGACGUGAGUGCCAGAACCCACGUAGACAGAGUGAUGGAAGAGUUUCGUCUGAACGGCGUCGACUCCCCCUACGAUCCCGACGCGGACGGCGCCAACAGACGAGCUGCAUCGAUGGUGCUGCAGCCUAGCGGGUUUCGCGGGAAGUCAAUACGCGCUGCACAGCACACCGCACACCAGAUGUCACAGCAGACGCCCGUCUUAUCCGCACUGGACCACGGCUAUGCCUCCACUGAGAACAUGGGCGCCGGCGCUGCGGCAGCGGAGAACAUAACGGCGGAGCAGUACCGCGUGCUGAACUCUCUGCCACGCGCCGUCGUGCGAGCCCUGCUGCAACUGCUGCGCUCCUUCGACCGCCCACCACAAGUCGACGAGAACCGCGGGUGCGCGUUCUGCCGCGCGAACGGCGAGCGCGUGUCGUACUACCAGUCGCACUGUCUGCGGCGCGCCGGCCGCGUCACCUGCCCCGUGCUGCGCGAACACGUGUGCGCUCGCUGCGGCGCCACCGGCGACUCCGCACACACCAACAACUACUGCCCGCUCGCCUCGCAGCUCGAGCGCGAACGUUCGGCGGCCAUAAUGCGCAGCGUGCGCAUGUCGUCCGAGCGGCGGCGCUGGCAGCGCGAGCGCGGGCCGACACGUCUGUGUGACACAGCGCCAUCUGUGUCGGCCGCCGUCACUGUCGGGGGCAGGGUGUACAGCGGCGAGGACACGCUCGACCCUGUCUGGGCAGAGUUAGAGAAAAAGUUAACGCAAUAAGUUACUAAUUAUAUCACUCCUGAUUGGUAAUUAGCGUUAGCUUUAUUUUUUACAUUACUAUUUUGUACUUUUGUUUUUUCUUCAAUUACUUUUAUAGUAUUUUCGAAUUAGUACGCUAGAUGGCGUAUUUAUACAAAUCUGACCGGAUGACAUAAAAUCGUUUAAAACAUAAGAGCCUCCUAGUU